Colletotrichum destructivum is the source of this 1983-nucleotide messenger RNA. Its product is annotated as Putative Zinc finger, TRAF-type, Zinc finger, RING-type, Zinc finger, RING/FYVE/PHD-type. Bases 270 to 1643 code for a protein of 457 amino acids. The transcript has 2 exons. NCBI's taxonomy places the organism in Eukaryota, Fungi, Ascomycota, Sordariomycetes, Glomerellales, Glomerellaceae. The record is from RefSeq and is a predicted model, not a curated record. Gene Ontology annotation, molecular function: zinc ion binding.
CCCUUCCCUCCUCCCAUGUCCCUUGGGAAUUGACCCUGCGCAACCCAUCGUCGGCAGCACCACCCCCCAAACAGAUAUCCACAAGAAAGCAUCGUCAUCUCGUCACCGCCUGGAAUACACCCACAAUACCCGCAAGCAACCUAUUUCCUCACCCCCAGCCCCGCGCUCCAACACCAUGGUCUUCCGGGACAUGUCGUGAUCUGUGUCGCUGCGUUGCAUAGGUAGAGUCCAUAUACAGCAGAGGUUGGCAACCAGAGCACCCGCCCAUCAUGUCACAUCCUAGCUUCCCCGGCGACGGCUCUGCCACUACCCAUCUUGUCCACAACCUCGUCGAAGAGGCUGUGCGGUCGCUCGAGGGAGUCCCUAUCCCCCUGACGCCACGAACUCCUCCCAACCAGUGGCCGGUCGAAGAAAUAUCUACUCGGGAAGCGUUGCGACACUCCAUCAGCCCCAGCAAAGUCAGGGAAUUGCUCGACUUCUCCGCCUUGCUGUACGCCGACGAGCCCGACGAUAACCUUCUCUGUCCCAUCUGCAAGCUUCCCGUCAUUACUCCCAUAAUCACGCCCUGCGACCAUACCUUCUGUCUCGAAUGCCUCAAGCGCCAUUUCCAUUCGUCCGAUACAUGCCCCAUCGACCGCACCAGGUUUCGCGCCAGGGACUGCAAGACGUCGAGACUCUUGACCAACAUUCUCGAUAGCCUAGUUGUCGAGUGCCCCAACACUGAGCGAGGAUGUAGCGAAAAGAUGAAGCGCGAGGAGGUUGUUAAGCACACCAUCAACUGCAGGUACACGCUGCACGACUGUCCCGACAAGGCCUGCGACAAGAGGGUGCAGCAGUGGCUUGCAGUCUCGGGCAAGUGCUGGCAUUUCGAGCAGACAUGCGAAUACUGCGAAGACAAGAUGGAGGCGGCGUCCAUGGCGGACCACAUCAAUAAGAAGUGUACCAAAAACACGACGAGCUGCUCCGACUGCGGCGCGACGAUCAAGCUUUCCGAAGUCAGCCAACACCGCGACAGCAGCUGUCCCGAGGCGUCGGUUGCCUGCAAAUAUGUCGAUUACGGUUGCACACACGAGGCGCUUCGCAAGAUCCUGGGCGCCCACCAAGACGACUGCAUCUACAAGGUCGUUGCCGUCGUGGGCGAGAAGGUCAAAGCCCAAGAGAAACAGAUCGAGAAGCUGCAGAAGCAGACGGAAGAGCAGGAGAGGCAGAUCAUGGAACUGAAGGACGAGCGACGCGAUUGCAUCUCGUGGGACGACGUCUUCAGCCUCAACAACGUCCAAGGCGGUCCAAAGUUUAAACCCACCGAGGCCGUUAUGACCAUAUACGAGGACAUGGAACGCCGCAUGGAGGAGCUCAAGAAGGAGCUGACCGACUUGGAAGGGCGCCAGACGGUCAUGGUCCUGAACCAGGUCAUGCCGAUCAAGGACCAGAUCACCGAGAUCAGGAGCAACCUGGGCAUACUAAAGAUGCACAUGGCCUGGCUCAUGAACAAGAGCCGCGAGGAAGUCGAGCGCAGCCGUCUGGCCAAUCGUAGUGUCAGCAGCACCAGCCGCACGCGCGGCAGCUCCGACAGCGAUGGCGAAGCCGGCCCGUCAACAUCUCGAAGACUGAGCGACGGAUCGAACGGCAUCCCUCGGCUUUGAAAAUCACACAGACAGCUCUAACCAACACGCGACUUUGCACAUAUAAAUUGCUAGCUGGACCUUAGUUUGCACACGCGCUUUCCAGAGCCCGCAGGCCGGUGAAUGAAAAUGGAGGCCGCGGGAGAAGCACCACACCCUUUGGAUGAUGAUACUGAUCCCGAGCAUUGCUUCUUUCUUUUCUGUCAGGCGCGCGGGCUUAUGUACCAGUACGACUUUUUUCAAAUUUUCUGGCGUUCAGGGACUUGGGCAACGGGGUUGAGAUGCACGACAUGGAACGACGCGGAAAUACCCUGGCGGCUGUAUGCUACUUAUCUAGUAAACCGCCCUUUGAAACCAAAUU